AUGGCUGAGUAUGAGGCGUGUGCCCUUGGGAUCCAAGAGGCAAUUGACUUCAAUGUCAAGUUGCUCAAGGUAUAUGGGGACUCGGCCUUUGUAAUUCACCAGUUGAAGGGUGAGUGGGAGACCAGAGAUCAUAAAUUGGUACCUUACCAGGCUUACAUCAAGAAAUUGAUAGAAUUCUUUGAUGACAUAUCCUUUCAUCAUAUUCUCAGAGAGGAAAAUCAGAUGGCUGACACCCUUGCCACACUGGCGUCCAUGGUUCAGCUAAGCCCACACGGGGAUUUUCCGUACAUUGAAUUCAGAUGUCAUGGCAAGCCUGCACAUUGCUGCUUAAUAGAAGAAGAGAAGGAUGGUAAGCCUUGGUACUUCGAUAUCAAACGAUACAUCGAAGAAAAGGAAUACCCGCAGGAGGCCUCUAACAACGAUAAGAGAACUUUGCGAAGGUUGGCAGCCGGCUUCUUCCUGAGCGGGAAUAUCCUAUAUAAAAGGAACCGUGACAUGGUUUUACUUCGAUGUGCGGAUGCCGAGAGGCUGAGCAAAUGCUGGUAG
Molecule: messenger RNA, 546 nt
Organism: Glycine soja
Lineage: Eukaryota; Viridiplantae; Streptophyta; Magnoliopsida; Fabales; Fabaceae
Exons: 1
Coding region: 1-546 (181 amino acids)
Molecular function (GO): nucleic acid binding; RNA-DNA hybrid ribonuclease activity
Source: RefSeq, a predicted model, not a curated record